Molecule: messenger RNA, 1083 nt
Organism: Mugil cephalus (flathead mullet)
Lineage: Eukaryota; Metazoa; Chordata; Actinopteri; Mugiliformes; Mugilidae
Exons: 6
Coding region: 115-780 (221 amino acids)
Source: RefSeq, a predicted model, not a curated record
GACAGGGGUGGGGAGGUGUGGCAGAAAAUAAUUGGUGAGCGAUAUGAAUAUAAAUCAGAGCGUAGUGAGCGUAGACAAAGAGGCAUAAGAGAAUAACUUAAUCACUGAGCAAAAAUGAAGAAGUUGUGCGUUAUAGUUGUCGUGUUGAGUCUCGUCUCAGUGUGCCGACCUGUGCCACUGACCUGUGAGAAGCUGAUGAAGCCUGUAGACCAAGAUCCAGAUUUGACUGGGAGAUGGUACUACAUUGCUGGAUCCUCAAAAGUCUGUUGGGCUAUAGUACUGUUUAAUACUUUUCUUUGGCCAAGUAUUGCAGUGGAUAUUACCUCUACAGAAACACCGGAUGUCUACAAUUACAACGAUCAGUUGAAAAUAUAUGGACAUUGCCUCAACAACUCUCACUUAAAUUUCUAUAAAAACCACAGCAUAUUCAGUGUUGAUGGAUACUAUGCGGAAGUGCUGUUGCACACGAGUUGCCCUGACUGCAUCGUAUUAAAUGCUCACGACUACACUCUUGGUAUCCUCAGUAGAAGAAAAGCCAUCACUGAGGCUGAGCUGAAAGAGUUUGAGAUGCAGACAGAGUGUUUUGGCUGGUCCAAACCGCAGGUCCUCAACAAUGAAUUUGACUAUCAAAACUGCAAUACUCUUGAUGUCAACCCCACUGAAUGGAGCCUCGCCCUCAAGAUUUUUGAAAGAGCGUACACAAUGCGCCACAGUAUAGCCUCUUGCAUCAUAGACACGUUUCUUCCUUCUUCCUUCCAGCUGUAUAACAGACAUAAAUAGCUGUUAUUGGCUUGCUGAAUCUGUGUGUCUCCAAUAAUCUUUUGUUUGCAUUUGUCCCAAAACAUGUCUUCAGCCAUGUAAGUGGUUCUGUGAUGCUCACAAACAUGAUGGCGCUUCGAACCACUAAAUACUAAUAUUCUCAUGCUCAACCAGAUUUAGAAAUUAUGGCGCCAUUAGGUGUGCAGUAGUGCACAAUGUUCACUGGAUUGUGUUUUGGUUUUAAGUCUGUUGUUUCACGUGUUUGAGCAUCAGUAAAUAGUUUUAGGUGUUGUAACUGAAAAGCAAAUAAAAGAUUAAAGUAUG